UGUAACGCGUUCCGUCGACUCCUUCGGUGCUCGAGAGUCCUUCACCACGUGGCUGCUGCGAGAAAUCGCGUUCAAUCGAAAACACUUUGAUUGGUUUUUUGUUCAAUAACCGGAGCGGUUCAAAGGGAUAUCUUGAUCAAUUUUCCUUGAUAAACAACUCCUCGUUUGCAAUUUCGAAAUUCUCCGAGUUUUACACGUGAACACGUAAAGAUAAAUCGCGCGUAACUAUGACAAGACGGGGUGAAGAGACAGUCGAGUCCUCGAGAUCGCUUGCGAAAGUCUGAAGUGCACCUCGGGGAGAAUUGAUAAUUGUCAUUUUGCGCGGUUGCAUCUUGGUGGGACACGUGAUUUCCGCGGGGUGAUGCACCCCCGAGAUCGUCGUGAAUGGUGCUGAAAGGUGAUGAACGUGUUUUCCGAGACCAUUAAGAACGAUUCGUGAUGUUUUGCUGUUACGAGAGAUUUUAGGUGUACGGAUUAUUGGAGAUAGACUAGAUCUUGAUAUAUAGAAGGCAUGUUAUGUGUCAGAGUACCAGGCACGGAAGUCCGCGCAGAAGAUGACGGAGUCAAGUAGAUAAAAGAGAGCUGCCUGGACGACGACGGACGAUUCCUCGCUCUUCCCGCACCGCAGCGCACAAUGCUCUGCUACUUCGCUCUUGUCGUACUCUUCGCUGUCAACGUGCCAAUCGUGACGGGACUAGAACCAGACUUUGCGUACCCGCUGGAGAACGUAACGAUCCCGCAGGGUCGAGACGCUACCUUCACCUGUGUGGUGAACAACCUCGGUGGAUACCGGGUGAGUCCUUCCUCCUCCGCGAGCGGAGAUCACUCUGGCAGCACCAAGGCCCGGGUGGCGUGGAUCAAAGCGGACACCAAGGCGAUUCUUGCGAUUCACGAGCACGUUAUCACGAACAAUGCUCGUCUGUCGGUGACCCACAGUGACUACAACACGUGGACGUUGAACAUUCGCGGAGCACGGCGGGAAGAUCGCGGGAUUUACAUGUGCCAGGUCAACACGGACCCCAUGAAGAGUCAGAGCGCGUAUUUGGAGGUGGUAAUACCGCCAGACUUCAUCCCGGAGGAGACCUCGAACGACCUGAUGGUUCCCGAGGGGGGCUCCGCUAAGUUAGUGUGCAAAGCGCGCGGUUAUCCCAAACCCGAAAUCGUGUGGAAACGAGAAGACGGUGCCGAAAUCGUCACGCGAAAUGGCCAGUCCGGUGGCAAGACAAAACAGCUCAGUGCAGAAGGCGAAACGCUGACUUUGUCGAAAGUAACGAGGGGCGAGAUGGGCGUUUACCUGUGCAUCGCCAGCAACGGAGUGCCUCCGUCAGUCAGCAAACGAAUGAUGCUGCACGUGCACUUUCACCCGAUGGUCCAGGUGCCGAACCAGCUGGUCGGCGCUCCGAUCGGAACCAACGUCACGUUGCUCUGUAAUGUGGAAGCGUCACCCAAGGCUAUUAAUUAUUGGACUCGAGAAUCAGACGAAAUGAUAAUCACCAACAGUAAAUAUUCAAUGUCGGAAAUGAAGAUGUCGGCAUACAGCGUGCAGAUGCGACUAGUGAUCAUGAAUCUACAGAAGCAUGACCUGGGCGGCUACAAAUGCAUCUCGAAGAACUCUAUCGGCGACGCCGAGGGAAACAUCCGGCUUUACGACAUGGAGCUGCCCAAGCACUCGAAAAAAUCUGGCGAUCGGCGAUCGGAUGACGACACGAACGAAUCGAUCGACGGGCACAGACUGAAUGGCGUAUCGAAGGGCUCUCUAAGGGAAACCGGAUCGACGCUGGAACCGAUCUUCGAUGAGGAUGACAAUUCGGCGUCGACCACAACCAGAGAGAGCGCGUCGCCUGUGACGAUUAGCAUCGUUCUGAUCGCGCUGCAUCAUUUGCUCGCUUCAACGUAAGAUAGACGUAACCCUGUCCUUAAAUCCGAGCUACGUUGUUCACUACACAUGCUCGAUUCUCUAAUUUAGGAAGAUAAUAGUCCCCCGCGUCGAGUCGCGUUCUCGGCCGAUCCACACAAUUGCCAGCAAAUGUCUACACGAACCUUACUAGUUAUCACGUGGAAGAAAAUUUAUCGCAGACUCGAUUUAUGUCAUUGCCAUCGCGAUCGAGGUUUUAUAUCGAUACUGACGAUCGAAACAGUGAUUUAAGAAAGAGCGAUUCAAAAUUAAAUUCUUUCAAUUUAGAUUCGAGAGAUUGACUUGCAAAAUGAAAGUUACAUGCAUAGAAAUUUAAUAUAUUUUACUUGCAUAAAUUAAUAACGCGUAAAGUGAAACUGAAGUAAAAUUGCAAUAGAUUUAUUUAGCAGAUAAAUCGAUAUUGUUGAGAUUAUACUUUUAGUCGCAUUUAUAUUUGAAAUUUUAAUAUAAAAAUCUUCAAAUUUUAGUUGUCUUCCAAAGUUUAUUUUAAUCGCGACAUCGCGUAUACUACCAGCUUAAAAUAUAGCGCGAUAGUCGAAAAUCUUCAUCUACUCAAUGUGGCAAUUAAAUAUCUGCAUUUUGAUGACAUAGUAAAUUCGCAUUUCAUAAAAUAGCAUUUUGAAAUGCGGGAACAGGUCCUGAUAAUAAUGUCUGCGUAAAAUAACUAAAAUUAACAGAGAUAUGAAAACCCGAGAAGCACGAAGUUAACGAGCAGCAUAUUAAAUUAAGUCGGACGUAAUACAACGUAGCGCGUGUCAUAUAAAAAUAGUUUGCCGUACAGUCACGAGACGAGAAGUUUAAAAGUAUAAUACGAUAUGACGACUUCUAUGCAUUCAAAGAAGAUAUUUUUAUUAAUUAAAGAAAAGUGUUAUAAAUAGAUAAAUCGAUAAAGAGAGAAAGAGAAUACAUAG
Pseudomyrmex gracilis is the source of this 2826-nucleotide messenger RNA. RefSeq names its product lachesin-like. The record is from RefSeq and is a predicted model, not a curated record. The coding region runs from base 635 to 1897 and encodes 420 amino acids. The transcript is spliced from 9 exons. Lineage: Eukaryota; Metazoa; Arthropoda; Insecta; Hymenoptera; Formicidae. Gene Ontology annotation, cellular component: neuron projection.